Messenger RNA from Vigna angularis (adzuki bean), 4315 nucleotides. RefSeq lists its product as uncharacterized. The transcript is spliced from 15 exons. NCBI's taxonomy places the organism in Eukaryota, Viridiplantae, Streptophyta, Magnoliopsida, Fabales, Fabaceae. The record is from RefSeq and is a predicted model, not a curated record. The coding region runs from base 187 to 4236 and encodes 1349 amino acids. Gene Ontology annotation, biological process: protein phosphorylation. Gene Ontology annotation, molecular function: ATP binding; protein kinase activity.
GUCUUCGUGUGGUUGCUUCUAGACCCUGCAUUUCAAUUUGUCCAACGUCACGCACUCAGAAUGACUCUGGAAAUGUAUGUGUAAAAGAAAAAUUCCGACAGUUUAUCAUUUUAUGGUUUACAAUAACUUAUAGUUAAUAAUACAUUUACUAUUCCCAUUCCAAAAUCUUCUGUUGUGCGCAAAAGAAUGUUUUGGCGUAACAUGUUCCUCUCCACCACCACCAACCAUGUUACCUUUCUUCUGUUCCUGUCUCUGUUCGUAAACGAACCGUUUUGUUCCUCUGCAGCUCCGGUUUACAAUUACUGCCCAACCAACGCAACCUAUAAUUCCACCGCAACAUUCGAAAACAAUCUUAAAUACCUCCUCCAAUCUCUUGUCUCCAACGCUUCCGAAUCCGACGGCUCCUAUUCCACCUUCAUGGGCUUGGGGUCCGUAAACGUCGCCAGCGGCUCUUUACUCUGCCGCGGCGACGUCUCCCUCGCCACGUGUAACGACUGCAUAACCACCGCCGCCACCGAAAUAACACAACUCUGCCCCAACAAAACAGAGUCCAUAAUAUGGUACGACGAGUGCAUGAUCCGUUUCACCAACACCUACUUCAACCCCACCAGCAUCGAACCGGGAGCCAGCUUGUCGAACGAUGAAAACAUCUCCGCCUCCGACUUGGUCAGCUUUAACAGCACGUUGUUCGGCUUGUUGGGCGAUUUGGUGGAAGAGACUGCGAGUUCUAACUCGGCGAGGAAAUUCGCCACUGGCGAUAGAGAAUUCGCCGGAUCCUCGCCUCAGAGACGGGUGUACGCCCUGACGGAGUGUGAUCCGGAAUUAACGAAUAGUGUGUGUGAAGAGUGUUUGCAAAACGCCAUUUCAACUCUUCCGUCGUGCUGUGAAGGAAAACAGGGCGCGAGGGCUCUGCUUGCACUGUGCAAUGUUAGAUACGAAUUAUUUCAGUUUUACAAUGAGAGCACCACGUCAGCACCUUCAUCAGGAAAUAACAAUUAUGUAAUACGAGUAAUCUUAAUCGUUGCGCUGGUUAUUGUGUCGAUAGUUCUCUUAUGCGGUGUCUGCUAUUUCAUAUUCAAAAGAUCAAAGAGGAGAUACAACACUCUUCUAAGGGAAAAUUUUGGAGAAGAAAGUUCCACUUUGGAAUCGUUACAAUUUGAUUUGGCCACAGUGGAAGUUGCCACAAAGAAGUUUUCACAUGAAAACAGGAUAGGUGAAGGUGGAUUUGGAGAUGUUUAUAAGGGUAUCCUUCCCGAUGGACGACAAAUAGCAGUUAAAAAACUUUCACAUAGUUCAGGCCAAGGUGCAGCAGAAUUCAAGAAUGAGAUUUUGUUAAUAGCAAAACUUCAACAUAAAAAUUUAGUGACAUUAUUAGGAUUUUGUUUAGAAGCUGAAGAAAAGAUGCUUAUUUAUGAAUUUGUGCCUAAUAAAAGCCUGGACUACCUUCUCUUUGAACCAUACAAAAGUAAUCAUAUGAACUGGUCAGACCGUUACAGAAUUAUACAAGGAAUUACACAGGGAAUUUUAUAUCUACAUGAACAUUCACGAUUAAAAGUUAUACACCGUGAUCUUAAACCCAGUAAUAUAUUAUUAGAUAAUGAUAUGAAUCCAAAGAUUUCAGAUUUUGGAUUAGCAAGAAUGGUUGCUGUAGAUCAAUAUCAAAGAGAAACAAAGAGAAUCGUGGGAACAUAUGGAUAUAUGUCACCAGAAUAUGCAAUGCAUGGACAAUUCUCAGAAAAAUCAGAUGUUUUCAGUUUUGGAGUUAUAAUAUUAGAAAUAGUAAGUGCGAAAAAAAAUGCACGAGAAGUUUUCCAAGAUGAUGAUGACCUCUUGAGCUAUGCUUGGGAUCAAUGGAGGGAUCGGACACCAUUAAACAUAUUAGACAAAAAUAUUAAGGAAUCUUGCAAUCACAGUGAAGUCAUAAAAUGCAUCCAAAUAGGUUUAUUAUGUGUACAAGAGAAGCCUCAUGACAGACCUACAAUGACACAAGUUGUUUCAUAUCUCAGUAGCUCUUUAUCUGAGUUGCCAUUUCCUGAAAAACCCAUAAACUCUAAUCAAAGUGGACUAGUUCAAAAGAUGUUAGUAGGAGGAUCCAGUUCAGGUUCUGCGCAAACAAUAAAUGAAAUGUCUGUGAGCAUAUUUAUCCCUCGUGAAAUAGAGUUGAAGGAGGAUGAACUAAAAAUGGUGAUUGAUGGUGGUGGACUGGAUGGUGAUGUUAAUAACACACUUACUAUUCCAAUUCCAAAAUCUUGUGUUGUGCGCGAAACGAUGUUUGGGCGCAACAUGUUCCUCUCCAACUCCAUCAACCAUGUUACCUUUCUUCUGUUCCUGUCUCUCUUCGUAAUCGAACCGUUUUGUUCCUCUGCAGCUCCGGUUUACAAUUACUGCCCAACCAACGCAUCCUACAAUUCCACCGCAACAUUCGAAACCAAUCUCAAAUUCCUCCUCGAAUCUCUCGUCUCCAACAUUUCCCAAUCCGACGGCUCCUAUUUCACCGCCAUGGGCUUGGGGACCACAAGUGCCGCCAGCGGCUAUUUCCUCUGCCGCGGCGACGUCUCCCUCGCCACGUGUAACGACUGCAUAACCACCGCCGCCACCGAAAUAACACAACUCUGCCCCAACAAAACAGAGUCCAUAAUAUGGUACGACGAGUGCACGCUCCGUUUCACCAACACCUACUUCGACCCCGCCAGCAUCGAACCGGGAGCUAGCUUAUGGAACGGUGAAAACAUCUCCACCUCCGACUUGGGCAGCUUUAACGGAACGUUGUUCGGCUUGUUGGACGAUUUGGUGGAAGAAACAGCGAAUUCUAACUCGGCGAGGAAAUUCGCCACCGGCGAUAGAGAAUUCGCCGGAUCCUCGGCUCAGAGAAGGGUGUACGCCCUGACGGAGUGCGAGCCGAGCUUAACGAGUAGUAGUUGUGAAGAGUGUUUGCAAAACGCGAUUUCUACUCUACCCUCAUGCUGCGAAGGAAAAGAGGGCGCGAGGGCUCUGCUUGCGUGGUGCAAUGUUAGAUACGAAUUGUUUCAGUUUUACAAUACGAACGCCACGUCACCACCCUCAUCAGGGAAUAACCAUUAUGCAUUACGAGUAAUCCUCAUUGUUUCCCUUGUUAUUGUGUCGAUAAUUCUCCUAUGUGGUGUCUGCUAUUUCAUAUUCAAAAGAUCAAGGAAGAAAUACAACACUCUUCUAAGGGAAAAUUUUGGAGAAGAAAGUUCCACUUUGGAAUCGUUACAUUUUGAUUUGGCCACAAUAGAAGUUGCCACAAAGAAGUUUUCACAUGAAAACAGGAUAGGUGAAGGUGGAUUUGGAGAUGUUUAUAAGGGUAUCCUUCAAGAUGGACGAGAAAUAGCAGUUAAAAAACUUUCACAUAGCUCAGGCCAAGGUGCAGCUGAAUUUAAGAAUGAGAUUUUGUUAAUAGCAAAACUUCAACACAAAAAUUUAGUGACGUUGUUAGGAUUUUGUUUGGAAGCUCAAGAAAAGAUGCUUAUUUAUGAAUUUGUGCCUAAUAAAAGCCUAGACUACUUUCUAUUUGAUCCAUACAAAAGUAGUCAAAUGAAUUGGUCGGAACGAUACAAAAUUAUUCAAGGAAUUAGACAAGGAAUUUUAUAUUUACAUGAACAUUCCCGAUUGAAAGUAAUACAUCGUGAUCUCAAACCUAGCAAUAUAUUAUUGGAUGUCAACAUGAAUGUAAAGAUAUCAGAUUUUGGAAUGGCAAGAAUUGUUGGUGUAGAUCAAUAUCAAAGAAACACAAAUAGAAUAGUGGGAACAUAUGGAUAUAUGUCACCGGAAUACGCAAUGUAUGGACAAUUUUCAGAAAAAUCAGAUGUUUUCAGUUUUGGAGUUAUAAUAAUAGAAAUAGUUAGUGCAAAAAAAAAUGCCAGACAUGUUUUUUCAGAUGAUGAUGACCUUUUGAGCUAUGCUUGGGAUCAAUGGAGGGAUCGGACACCAUUAAACAUAUUAGACAAAAAUAUUAAGGAAUCUUGCAAUCAGAGUGAAGUCAUAAAAUGCAUCCAAAUAGGUUUAUUAUGCGUGCAAGAGAAGCCACAGGACAGACCUACAAUGACACAAGUUGUUUCAUAUCUCGGUAGCUCUUUAUCUGAGUUGCCAUUUCCUGAAAAACCCAUAAAUUCUAAUCAAAGUGGACUAGUUCAAAGGAUGGUAGUAGGAGGAUCCAGUUCAGGUUCUACAAAAUCGAUAAAUGAAAUGUCUGUGAGCAUAUUUAUUCCUCGGUAGUAUAUAUGUAUAUUCUUGUGUAUAAAUAAAUUAUAUAUCCUAUCUAGUUAAAAUCUCCAUUAAUUUGAUAUUCUGUUUA